CACACGUGCCCACGCAGCAAUGGCAUGAGCCCAAGUUCAACAACCACGAACAGCAGCACAGGCACCACCCUCUGCUACCGGUAGCCACAUGUACAGUGGCGGGUAGCAAUACAUGCAGUUACCACUGCACAAGGAGGAGCUUAAGGACGUGUCGGUUUCAUCUCUGAACAGCAUACGCACAUAUGCAGGAUGAAACGGGUCUACCACUUCGUGCUUCCCUUCUUGCUGCUGCUCCUCAAGCAAUCCUCAGGAUUUCAAGCCGUUCAUCUUCUACCGGUACCAACCACCGGUGCUUCCUCUCAGUGUCUUUUUUCCACACAAACCAAUGCUGUCGAAGAAACCAGAGAUGGUGAUAGCCUACGGAUACGACCUUUCAACUCCACAACAGAUUUAGAACCUCUGAAAAUAAUCUGUCAAUCAGUCUUUCGCGGGACAGAUUAUCUUCCAGCAGAGGCACGCCUCUACGAAGAAGAUCCUGCCUGCGACUUUCAGGUUCUGGUAGUGGAAAGCAGCCAAGAAACACUACUAGUACUGUUGGCCGUGGCCAAUUUGCGAUCCCUUUCACCACAAAUUGGUUGGUUGGAAGCAGUACGGACCAAUCAAGAGCAUCGAAAUCAGGGAUAUGCCACUCGAUUGAUAUCCACCAUGUUGUUGGAGCAGAAGGAUCGACGACCACAACUAAAGCAGCGCUACAAAAAAAUCAUGGCUUGCACCAUUCGGAGUAAUACUGCCAUGCAGCGAGUAUUCGAACGAGUGGGAAUGCAACAAUCUGCAGUGAUACGCAUGUCCGAUUUCAGAACCAUUGCCAAGCUUCCUGGAUACCGCAUCAAGGAAGCAGGCGUGCCCUGUCAACACUUGUUGGAUGCUUUGGGCAUGACACCGCAGAUCCCCAAGGAGGCAAAACAACAAUGCUGGGAGCCCAUACUAGACACAGCAUCGCUCCAACAGCAGUUGGAACAAGUGUCACUGAAUAACUCUGGAGUGAUGCCUGGAGUUUGGAAAGUGAUGAGUCCAGAGACUCCACUCUUACAAGAGAGCUUGCAAUUUGGGUUGGUGUAUUCCUUACGGCGUCCAGGGAGUCAUAGCAAUGCAGAUACCACCACCAGCGAAGCCAUCAUGGCCUUGGUUCGAGACAAACCAAUGCCAAGUCUCAAGUCAUCUUGGGUUCUGUGCUUGGCGGGGGCAAACGAGACACAUCUGUAUGCUGCACUCUGGCACGCUUGCUUCUCCAAAAGGAUUCAAGAAACAUUGCUUCAACACAACACGUUGACCGCCAACGUCUCGGAGGAGAAGGGUGGUGGCGACGAGGAGAGCGCGGUCGGGUUUAUGGUGGCCAUAGACGGCAGAAUAAUAUCACUCAAGACAGGCGUUUUGGAGGCCAAAUUUCCAUUGCUCGAGGAGGCAACCAUGGUGUACUCAACACCAGUCUCAUGACAGUACCGUACGCACCAAUGGUCAGAUUUAAAGGCAGCCACUUUGCAGCUCUUAAAAAGGCCAGAGAUGCAUCCAGUCAUUAUGGAGCGGUACUAACAACAAGUUACAGAGUCAACCUGGAAAGGACAGGCCAGAAAGGUAGCCACAGUAAGCCACCGCAGUUUUUGCAUGACUGUUGGACGGUCAGGUACCUACUAAAGUGGUUAGGCGCCUCAAGCGCAAGCAUGCUGGCAGAGCUAUCAGACGGCUGGAAGGUGUCAGCAAGGAAUCGAAAUUUCAAAGGAAGAACUGAGCUUCGGUAGCCAAAGCAGCAGCCAGAUCCCUUUGACAACUAUUGUACGAUUACUCUCCUACUAGCUAGCUAGCUAGUACUAUUCUCUAGAGGAGCAGUACUACGUGUGCCACCUUUGCCUGGUCAGCUGAAGCUUCAUGCCAAGUACAUGUGCCAAGUACGGUGCGUAGCUACAUGGGGUAGGAUGCUUGGCAAUUACGUGCAGGUGGCAUACAUGUACUAUCCUGAGGCUUGAUGCUCCUAUUAUCACCAAGUUGACAGUAACUGUUCACAGUUGCGAACCGCACCUGUUCACAGAUUUCUUUUCGCUAGCUAGUGGCACCCUACUAAAUCGGGUACGAUAUGGUCUUACUCCCUUGUUCCUUGGGAAAAUGCAUCUUGUACCAGGUGGCCAGCUGUACGCUGCACACCCGCAACAUCCUUG
This is a messenger RNA of Seminavis robusta, 2150 nucleotides long. The record is from the annotation of a GenBank genome assembly. Lineage: Eukaryota; Bacillariophyta; Bacillariophyceae; Naviculales; Naviculaceae.